CAGCUCUGUGGGUGGAGAAGCGGAGCAGCAUAAACUUCAGCUAUGGACGUGUUUUUAAUGAUAAGGCGUCACAAGACGACAAUCUUCACCGACGCCAAAGAGUCCACUACCGUUUAUGAGUUAAAGCGCAUCGUCGAGGGGAUCCUGAAGAGGCCGCCUGAAGACCAGAGGCUUUACAAGGAUGAGCAGCUGCUAGAAGACAGUAAAACACUGGGAGACUCCGGUUUCACCAACCAAACAGCCAGACCACAGGCUCCAGCUACAGUAGGAUUAGCCUUCCGCAUCAGCGAUGAUGCGUUUGAGCCCCUGCAGGUGGAGCCAUUCUCCAACCCUCCAGAGCUUCCUGACGUCAUGAAGCCUCAGGACUCUGGCAGCACGGCCAACGAGCAGUCGGUGCAGUAAGAGGGGACGGAAGAGAGGGAUGAGUGGAGGAAAAGAGGAGGAGAGGAACCGAGUGCUCUGUUACACAAAAGGGUCCAAUACACCCGGACUGAGUACUUAAAGGGGUUUAGGGGUUUAAUAAAACCAAACGGGACAUAUUGUCACUCACAGUCGAACUGAACUGAAUCCGCCACUCCUCAGUGUGUGCACACAAACCUACACAAAGAAAUCCAAUGUAAUGUUAUAUAGACCUUGUAAUUUACUCAUUCAGGACUGAGGCUCAUUUCAAUCUCACUGACUUCCAGCGCACUGGCUCCACUGACUGACCUCGUUUUCUUUCAGCUGAACAACACUGGGCUUCUUUAGCAUGUAGCUGUCCAUCUAAAAGGCUGCUGUCACCAUUUGUGUUGUUAGUUUACUUUAAAAGAAAAAACAAUAGAAGAAAAGGACGAGAAAAAGCGCUCGACUCUUACACUUUUGUGCUUUGACAUGUUCUUUUACUUGGGCCACAGAGCAGUUUCCAGGUUGUGGAUAUGCUCAAGAAUUUACAUUUGAAUUUGUGUGUGUUUUUUUUUUUUUUUGUUUGUUUUUUUUUUGGGGAUAGUUUUUCACUUUGGCUUUGCCCAUUUUAUAUAUCUCAGUCUAGCCCUAAACAGAUCAGUAGUGCAUUAUCUAAUUUAUCCUUUUUUUUUUUCUUUUCUUUUUUUUUUAUUAAUUUAAGCAUUUAGGAAACGACCCUUUUAGGCAGUUAUAUUAAAUCAUAAUUUUACACAAUUCAAGUUCACAUUUCCUUGUUUAUUUCUGGUAGUGUUUCUAGUUAGUGUUUGACUGCAUUUCAUGAUCCAACUCACAUUUAAAGAUGAAAAUUUUAAUGUACAAAAAAACAAACAGGCAACUUUUCAGGUUUCUAGAUGACUGUUACUGCUGUUUUUAGCUGUGCGAUAUACUCUCAUCCAUUUUCAUAGACAAAAUCAUGUCAGUGUCACAAACCUCUGUCUGAGGCUACUUAAGACGGAAUUACACUGAUAUUUCAAACGCUGCAUAAUUAAACACUGAAGAAUCGGUCAUUCAGAGUGUUUUGUUGUGAAAGGUAGUGUCCUAGAGAAACUUGCUGAGUCAGAGUUGCUCAUGAUAGUGGUAAUAGGAACCAGACGUCUGAAGAGUUUAAUUACUGUCGGGUUUUGUUUCCCAGACAGGGAUCAACUCUAGUUCAGGAUGGGCUUCACUGAAGAAUCUCAAUUCAGAAUGCAGUGUAAUGUAGUGCUAAGCUUAUCCUGACCCAAGAUCCCCACUUCAGUGAAAGGUUUUGGUGUAGAGUGGUUAUGUAUAUGCUGCCUGAUGUCUGAAACAUGAUUUCAUGAUAGUCUUGAGAAGUUUUUGGCUUAAAUGUUUUUUUUGUUUGUUUUCUUUUAUGGUAGACAGGAAUACGCAGGGGGUUGUGAAGCUAAAGAGUCCCCAAAGACUUUUUCUUUCCCUAAUUUACUGCUAUUUACAAUCUAUAUUACAUAUAAAACUCCACAUAAGACACUUGUUGGUUCACUGGCUGUGUAAGAGAGCGAAUAAACCGGCGCUAUAGACAUGGUGACCCCUGGUUCCAUUCACCACCACUGUAAAGACAUCUCAGCCUCUAGGUUUCCAUGCAAUGAACCAUUUCACGUCAAACCAGUCAGAAUGACUGUUUACAUCACAUUUUGUUAAAGUUCCCUUUUUGUAACUCAGUUUGAGGCAAAUGUGAGAUUCAGGAAGCAGCUUGGUAAAUAUUGGUGGACUGUAAGCUUCCAAUACUUGUUAGCCACAUUAGCCUUAUUGCUCGAGUGACAAACUUCUGACACCAAACGUGUCUUGAUGAGGUGGGGGUGGAUUUUUUUUUUUUUUUUUUUUUUUUCCUUUCCACAUUUCCUUUAAAGGUUAUGUUUUGCAUAUUAAGAACAUAAUUGUACAGUUAACUGGGAAGCCCUGUUUUACAGCUUGUAUUCAUUUGCUAUAUUAGGACAUAAACAAUGGGACAAGUCUGUA
Molecule: messenger RNA, 2397 nt
Organism: Pygocentrus nattereri (red-bellied piranha)
Lineage: Eukaryota; Metazoa; Chordata; Actinopteri; Characiformes; Serrasalmidae
Product: elongin B
Exons: 4
Coding region: 43-402 (119 amino acids)
Biological process (GO): transcription elongation by RNA polymerase II
Cellular component (GO): VCB complex; elongin complex
Molecular function (GO): protein binding
Source: RefSeq, a predicted model, not a curated record